AUGUCCAUGGUUGUUUCUGCUAUAGACGGUAAUUGGUACGAUGCGCGCGCAACUUUCUACGGGGACAUGAGUGGUAAAGAGACCAUGGACGGAGCUUGCGGAUACGGAGACCUUUUCAAACAAGGGUAUGGACUAGCGACGGCGGCGCCGAGCACGGCCCUUUUCAACAACGGACUUACUUGUGGUGCCCGCUUCGAGAUCUUUUGCAACAACGACCCGAAGUGGUGCAUUCCGAAGGCCGGCUCGAUCAUAAUCACCGGGACAAACUUUUGCCCUCCGAACUACACUAAGACGCAGGACAUCCGGUGCAACCCUCCGCAAAAGCAUUUCGACCUUUCUAUGCCAAUGUUCACGAAGAUCGCGUACUAUAAGGCCGGAGUCAUCCCCGUCCGCUAUCGCCGCGUCUUGUGUUCCAAAAGAGGAGGAGUCAAGUUCGAGAUUGCGGGAAAUCCGCACUUCACCCUCGUGCUAAUUUUUAACGUAGGCGGCGCCGGAGACGUGAACGCCGUGAAGAUCAAGGGCUCGAACACUCAAUGGAUUGCCAUGACUCGCAACCAGGGGCAAAAGUGGCAGACCGGAACUGUUUUGACGGGGCAAAGCUUGUCGUUUCAAGUCACCGUAAGUGAUGGGAAGACAUUGGAAUUGGACAAUGUGGCACCUGCUGGGUGGCAAUUUGGGCAGACAUAUGAUGGGCAAAAGAAUUUCUAG
Rhodamnia argentea is the source of this 708-nucleotide messenger RNA. RefSeq names its product expansin-A22-like. Gene Ontology annotation, biological process: plant-type cell wall organization. The transcript is spliced from 2 exons. Gene Ontology annotation, cellular component: extracellular region. The coding region runs from base 1 to 708 and encodes 235 amino acids. NCBI's taxonomy places the organism in Eukaryota, Viridiplantae, Streptophyta, Magnoliopsida, Myrtales, Myrtaceae. The record is from RefSeq and is a predicted model, not a curated record.